AUUGGAGGAUGCUUUUGUCUAACAGAAAUAGCUCAUGGCACCAAUACCCGAGGCAUGAGGACUGAGGCCCGCUUUGACUCCAAGACUCAGAGCUUCAUCCUCCACACUCCAGAUUUUGAGGCUGCAAAGUGUUGGUCAGGGAAUUUGGGGAAAACUGCAAGCCAUGGUUUGGUGUUUGCACAAUUGUACACACCUGAUGGAGUUUGCCAGGGCCUUCAUUGCUUUAUUGUACCUCUUCGUGAUCCCAAGACAUUGCUGCCUUACCCAGGAGUCACAAUUGUAGAUAUGGGGCAUAAGUUAGGCCUUAAUGGUGUAGAUAAUGGAGUUAUGAUGUUUGAUCACUAUGCCAUCCCUCGUGAUAAUCUCCUUAACCGAACUGGUGAUGUUACACCAGAGGGAGUGUAUGAAACACCUUAUAAGGAUCCCAACAAGAGGUUUGGUGCAUCCUUAGGAAACUUAUCAGUAGGACGUGUAGGAAUCAUAGGGUUUGGAGUUGUCCAUUUGAGAAAGGCUUUAACCAUUGCAGUUCGUUAUUCUGCUGUUCGCAAGCAGUUUGGGCCAGGUGCAGAAGAGUUGCCUGUGAUAGAAUAUCCUCUGCAGCAAUGGCGUCUGUUCCCCUACAUUGCAGCAACAUAUGCCAUGGAUAACUUCACAAAGUGUUUCCAUAGGUUAUUUGCAGAAUUUCGCAUGGAAAUGCUGGAUGCCACAGACAAGGAUAGAGUAGCUUUGUAUGGUCAGGAGGUGCACGCCCUCUCUUCUGCAGGCAAACCCAUCUCAGGCUGGAUUGCAAGGGAUGGUAUUCAGGAAUGUCGGGAAGCAUGUGGAGGACAUGGUUACUUGAGAUGUGCAGGAUUUGGUGAACUGCGCAACGACAAUGAUGCUAACUGCACUUAUGAAGGAGAUAAUAAUGUCCUGUUGCAGCAGACAAGUAACUGGUUAGUAAGUGUGUGGAACAAGAAGUCCAAAAUGUCUGCAAAACAUCCAAUGGGCACAGCUGAUUACAUAGACAAUUCUAAUCAUAUUCUGAAGCACAGCUGGAAAACCUCACCCCUGAACCUGACUUCUAGUGAUCAGGAUAUUGUACAUGUUUGCUUGCAAUCACUACAGUGGUUGGUGUGCUGGUUAUGCGAGAAGACAAGCAAAGCACUCAAAGCAGAGAUUGCUGCUGGUGCAGAUCCAUUCACAGCAAGAAAUAACACUCAACUUUAUCUUGCACGGUCGCUUUCUCUUGCAUAUGUCAGACAAGUAAUUGUAGCUUGGUUUGAGCAGUCUAUUUGUACUGCAGAGUCAAGUGUGCAACCUCCACUGUAUCACUUGUGUGCACUCUUUGCCCUCACUGAGGUGGAAAAGAUCAUGCCACAGCUAGUAGAAGGAGGACUGGUCCAGGAUGGUUCUUUUGUGUCCAUGGUUCACCACCAUAUCAAAAGGUUGUGUACUAAGCUUCUGCCUGAUGCUGUGGCUCUUGUUGAUGCCUUCGCACUUCCAGACUUUCUUCUGCGUUCUGCUCUUGGCAAUGCUGAUGGAGAGGUGUAUCAUCACCUCAAGACAGCCAUGUUUACUGCUCCAGGGGCUAUGAGCCGACCAAAGGACUGGCAGGAGAUGGUGUACCCCACACCAGUUUCCAAACUCUAAGGUG
This is a messenger RNA of Penaeus monodon (black tiger shrimp), 1636 nucleotides long. Its product is annotated as peroxisomal acyl-coenzyme A oxidase 3-like. The record is from RefSeq and is a predicted model, not a curated record. Gene Ontology annotation, molecular function: FAD binding; pristanoyl-CoA oxidase activity; fatty acid binding. Gene Ontology annotation, cellular component: peroxisome. Lineage: Eukaryota; Metazoa; Arthropoda; Malacostraca; Decapoda; Penaeidae. Gene Ontology annotation, biological process: lipid homeostasis; fatty acid beta-oxidation using acyl-CoA oxidase.